Molecule: messenger RNA, 6325 nt
Organism: Strigops habroptila (Kakapo)
Lineage: Eukaryota; Metazoa; Chordata; Aves; Psittaciformes; Psittacidae
Gene: GDA
Product: guanine deaminase
Exons: 14
Coding region: 161-1513 (450 amino acids)
Biological process (GO): guanine catabolic process
Cellular component (GO): cytosol
Molecular function (GO): guanine deaminase activity; zinc ion binding
Source: RefSeq, a predicted model, not a curated record
CAGGGGGUGGGGAAAUGGUGACACCUCCAGGAAGCCGCCGCCGGGACGCACGGAGGGGCGGCAGCCCGUUGGCUGGCAGCUCCCCACCGCCUCCGCCGAGGCGCAGCGCAGCGAGCCCCGCGGGGUGCCGCUAGCCCGCCCGCCCGCCGCCGCCGCAGCCAUGGGCUCCCCGCAGCGACCGCCGCUCGCACACGUCUUCAGGGGCACCUUCGUGCACUCCAGCGCCUCGGCGCCCAUGGAGAUCCUCCACGGACAUCUGCUGGGGGUGGACGAGAGCGGGACGAUUGUGUUUUUGGAACAAACUGAUCAGCAAGAGCAACUGGCUAGGAAGUGGGGGUUCAAAACGUCUGACAUAAGAGAACUGAGUAACCAUGAAUUUUUCAUGCCAGGAAUGGUUGAUACACACAUUCAUGCUCCCCAGUAUUCGUUUGCUGGUACAAGAGUAGAUCUACCUCUUUUGCAGUGGUUGACUACCUACACAUUCCCAACAGAAGCCAAAUACAAAGACAGUGACUUUGCAGAAGAAGUGUACACCAGAGUUGUUAGACGAACUCUAAAGAAUGGCACAACUACAGCUUGCUACUUUGCGACAAUUUACACAGAUACUUCUCUUCUUCUUGCUGAAAUUAUCGAUAAAUUUGGUCAACGAGCAUUUGUUGGAAAAGUCUGCAUGGAUAUGAAUGACAAUGUGCCACAAUACAAAGAGACUACUGAAGACUCUGUCCAAGAGGCAGAAAGAUUCGUUAAAGAACUACUGGAAAAGAAAUAUCCAAGGGUACAGCCUGUAAUAACUCCCCGCUUUGGUCCUUCCUGCACAGAGGAUUUGCUUUGCGCGCUUGGUGAUUUAGCACAGGCUUGUGACCUCCAUGUGCAGAGUCACAUAAGUGAAAAUGAAGAAGAACUCAAACUUGUGGAGAACAUGUUUCCUGCCUACCAGAAUUACACUGAAUUAUAUGAUAAAAACAAGCUGCUUACCAGCAAGACAGUGAUGGCUCAUGCCUGUUAUCUUUCUGAAGAAGAGCUGAAACUUUUUAGUCUUCGUGGAGCUGCAAUUUCACAUUGCCCCAAUUCUAAUUUUUCGUUGCGCAGUGGUGUCUUAAAUGUGCAGAAGGUCCUGAAACACAACGUGAAACUUGGCCUUGGCACAGAUGUGGCUGGUGGAUAUUCAGCUUCUAUGCUUGAUGCCAUCAGGAAAACAAUGAUGGCAUCUAACAGCCUUCAGAUCAAUAAAGAGAAUGAAACAGGAGUAACUCUUGAAGAAGCUUUUCAACUAGCCACUCUGGGAGGAAGCCAAGCUCUAGGACUAGACGAUGUGAUUGGCAACUUUGAGGUUGGCAAAGAAUUUGAUGCACUGCUAAUCAACACAAAGGCUUCAGACAGCCCAUUUGAUUUGUUCUCUGCUGAUAAUUUUGAGGAUACUCUCCAGAAGUUCCUGUAUCUAGGUGAUGAUCGGAAUAUUUCUGAAGUGUAUGUGGCUGGAAAACAAGUGGUUCCUUUUUCAAGUUCAGUAUAAAUCCAUUUCCCUUUUGCAAAAUGCUCUGCUGGUCGCUCUGCAUCUGAUUUGGAAUAGACUGAUUAAACACAGUGCCUGAUCAUCAGGAAUGACACCUCAUUUUUGUUUAAUGUUUUAAAACUUGCAAGCAUUAGAAAUUUUGUUAGACCUUUCAAGAAUUACUUUACCAAAAUUGUCAUAGUUCUAGAGGAAAAGAAUAUUUAAAUUUUUGUGUAAAAUAGCAUGUGUGCAUAGAUAAGGGAUUUGGUAAAUACCUUAAUUAAAGAGGACACUUGCUAUUCCUUUUAAUAGUAGUGUAGGAAGUAUUAUGAAGAGCAAUGAGACCAUCAUUGUCUAUAAUGCAUUUGAAUUAAAAAAAAAAAAAAGAAAGAAGCCAGUGCUAGUAAAUCGAUUUUGCAGGUAAUGAAUAUAGUGGAAGAAUGCAAUUUCUAUAAUAUUAUAUUAUUUCCAAGUAUGGUAAAAUCAGUGGCAUUUGGGGGCAUUUAGAACAUUUUUCAGUUUUCUUUAGGAGCUCAUUUUUUAAGGGAAAUUGGAUGAGAAGUAUGUAUUUAUAAAAAAAUAAGGGUCCUUAUUAUUAAAAGAAUUCCAAUUUUUCAUUUUUAGUCAGACAGAAGUGAAUUGGUGGAAGAACCAAAAGAAACGGGGCAUUAGUCAUAGGGACAUGGCGUGCGAGAGUGGGAGGGCUGCAUUGUUCUGUGAUACCAUCAGCUGAAAACGCAUUUCCACAGAAUUUGUUCCUAGGUCUAGAACUGGUCAGCCAGACCUUCCACCUACUCUGUUGUAUUCAUUUCAGUUGAGUGACAGCUGAAUGAAACCUGUAUUAAAUUAGAAUCAGGCACUAAGAUACUUGAGCAGCUAUUGAAUGGCAAACAAAUUAUGAUGUUUUUCUGGACUAAAGAGAGUGCUUCAUCUAGUUCAGCUUCCUGCAGAACCUUCCAAAGGUCAUUUGCUCCUGACUGUUCAGACAGAAGGAGCCCCUUCUUUCUGUAAGGGAAGUGAGUUUGUUUUUAAAAAGUGCAAGAGAAAUGGGGUAUUGCUGGCCAUUACCAUCUUUGACUUGAGGUGGAAAUUGUCACUCGACAAUGCAGCUCAGCUUUAAUGUGCUCUUUGGUUUCUUUCAAUUUGGCAGCCACAAUUCCAGCCCUGUACAACUCCAGGUAAAAUGUGUGCCCUUUUUAUUUUGGAAAUUUGUGUGACUUCCUUUCUUAAAAAUCAUAUUUCCCUAUUUUUUAUCAGAGACGUUUUUUCUUUUUUUCCUGAAGUUGGUUUGAGAGGGGAUUGCUUCUUGUUUGUUUAUUAUGUUUUUGCAACGCAAAAGAUGUAAGCUUUAAUUUCAGUGUCGGUGGAGACAAUAUUGUGUUGAGUUACUGCAGAUAUGUGUUGAAUAUUGUUUUAUGGCCUGCUUCAAACUCCUUUGAUUUCACUAUGCUUUGUUUCACACUUUUAUCUCACUGUAUGGGGAUAUAAAGGCACAGGACUUCCCUGUGUUCACAGAACAAGGGAGGUCACUGCACCAAAGUCUCACUUCAUGUCUACUUCUGAGAGAGUACUUGACCCAAUAUCAUUGAUAACUUUCUGAUAUUAAAAGCAUUUUCUGAGCUUAUGUACCGUUAUGGUUACGUCUGCAUGAGCCAGUAUGGCAUCAAGUGGAAGUGUAAAAGUUGGCUUGGGCGCUUAAAGCAGCACAGUCUUUUCAGUGUGGUUUUUUUGCCAAAGCUGAGCAGCCCUACUGACCAGCAGGGGAUAUUGGCUUGCAGGCACCACCCCGGUGCAGCUACACAGCUUGCUCCUGGAGAGUUAGCUCAGGUAUUUUCACAGGGUGCUGCGCUCUGCAUGCACUUGUGGAGGUGCAGCCUUCAUGUCCAUUAUGAUCAAUGAUUCCUAAGGCUUUAGGAGUCAAGAUUUGGGGAUUAAGAUUUCCACAUUCCAUCAGGGUGUUUUCUUAACCACUUUGUUUUUCAUGUGUCCCAAUCACCUACACAGUAGCACACAUGCUUGGCAAAUACGAUUGUCAGCGCUUGGUUUCCUGAUUCAGGGAGCAUUUUUCCUCAUGAAUUUUGACAUGACUUUAAUUGACCAGAUUUCACGUUCCAAAACCAAAGAUCUGUGAGACACGUUUUAAUCCUCCCAGUUAAUGUUUGAAACUAUUUUUAGGGAGUUGCAUGGUUUUCAGCUUUGACUUUCGUUUGAGAAUGUUUUCUGGUGCAGAGAAAGAUUGCACAGCUUUGUAUACAAUGUGUGUUUGUGCCCUACUUCUUCACCUCCAGAGCUAUGAAUUAAAUGAGCGCUUUACUGUAGUGGUAGCCUUAACUGUCUCUGACUGCACUGUUUCUCGCUAUUUUGUAGUGUUGUUAAGAAUGGGAUUCAGCAUUUCUUCUUCAAAGAUUUGUGGGGGAGGAAGAGUUGCUUAUUUGCAAACUUGGAAUACAGAAAAACUUUAACAAGUUCAACACUAUACUGCUGGCCCAGUUACAAAGGGAUGCUUUGGCAGCCCUAGGAUAACUGCUGCCAGUGAGCUUGUAUCUGAGUAUUGGCUGUGUCAUGAGCAAUUUGAUUCUUGUUAAAUUCAGGCACAAGAUAGGAACUCAGCCUUUUGAUUAGAGCUUUACUAGUGUCUAGUACCCAGACACUACCCAGACUCAGAAACGGAGACUCAACUUUUGAAGAAUCUCAGCUGCAGAAGGAACUUUGUUUGGAGGUAGUGCCAUGGGCCCCUGCAGUGCUAAAGACCAGAAGGAGGGAGGACCAAGAUCUGUAACAUUACACUAACUGCUGAAGUGCUUAGGAGUGAAGGAAAGAAGCUUGAAUUUUAUGUGAGAGGAAGCCAGUAGAGGAAUUAAUAUAACAAAUAAACCAGGAGGUACUUUCAACUGCAGCAUCUUAAAUAGAAUUCAAGGGAAGAAGGCUGUAGUGUCAGAAAAAAAGCUGAGGUUGGGUUCUCUGAGGUAGUCAUGAAAGCUUGUUCAGUGGAAGAUGGCUUACACACAGAAAUUUAAGGGUUUAGGAGAUACAGAGGAUGUAGUUGCCAAACUUCUCUGAAGCAAUUUUGGUAAGUCCCUGAGGAUCCUAUUGUGAAGUUUCAGUCCUUGGGACUCCCUGACUAUGUGUAGAUUUCCAAAAUACUUGUUCCAGUAGGGGAGGAUAAGCAGAUGAAAGCAGUUACUGCUAGGACUUGUACAUUUACACUAUAUGUAGCUUAAGACUUCAUAUAGUCUGUUUCCUUGGAUAAAUGUCCUCACUGCAUAUGCAGUUUGAAGCAGGCCAAAUGAUUGGUUCAGACUCUUAGUGUCUCUUCUAGAGGCUAGAGUAUAUUUAGCAUGCAGCUGAGCCUCCGGUGUAGUUUUCGCCAAAAUAAACUUCAUUCUUGCGUACCAAAACCACUCUGCGAACUGAACCAAGGUUCCAUAAGGGAGGAUGAUUGGAAAUUCACUUCAGAACAGCACUACUGUCUCAAACCAAAAUGCUAAUGGAGAUGGAGCUGAGGACUUGGGACUAUUUUCCCUCCAUCUUUAUUGUCAUAGAACUUAGUAGCUGAAGACAAAUAAAAGCAUCCUCCUUCCCUCUUCCUUCCUCUUCUUAAGAGGAAAAAAAAAAAAAAAAAAAGAAAGUUAAAAUUAAGCAACCAAACACUGAGGAGAGAUGAGUAAGUGGAAGAAAAGAAAGGGACAAUUUUCAGUCAGUAUAAAUUGACACAGUGAUACAGACUGAAAAUAAAACCUCUGGAAAAAUGUACACACAGCGGUUUCCAAAUGUCACUCCCUAUUAGUUCUAUUGCCAGCUUGUGGAUUGAUCUUUGUUUCUUAAUGUGUCUUUUGUGUUCAAAGUUAGCACUCCAUUCAGACAAAGAAAAGGGUAGUUUGUGGAAAGCUUGCGUGUUGGGACAAUAUGCUUACUGUGUUCUAUGUUCAGAUGAGCACUUAUUAUAAAUGGAAUGUAUUUAAAUUACUGUUACAGGUUGAUCUCAUUGUGUCACUUUAGGUUUUGAUUAUUAAUGAAAUGCUAGUAAGUAUUGCCUAUGCAUUAUGCAGCAUUAUUUGAAUUAUUCAUGUGUGGCAAGUGGAGUUCUGCACUUUAAAAUGUUGUCUUGACCUAAAGCAACAUUUGGGUUAUAUUUAUUCUGUGGGGUUUGUGCAACCAGAAAGCUUUGUAGGGGGAAAAAUAUGUGUUUGCUCACUGGACUGAACAUUUUCAUUAUUGUAUUGUAAGUGGACUUAUUGUUAAAAAAAAGAAAUGUUAAACUGACCCUGUGUAAAAGUCUGUGCCUGAUUAUAGUCAUGAAUGAAAAAAUUAUAAUGGUUUAAUGAAAGCUCACAUGAAGUAACGUUUUAAUUUUAAAAUAUUUACAGAGAAAUAGAUUCUUUUGUAUUUUAAUUGUGAUUAUGCAAUGUGGAUUAGCAAAAAGGUAGUAAUUCUUGCUAAAUAUCUACUGUUUUACUGCACAAAGGAGAAUGUAAGUAUUCUGAUCAUACAUUCAAAAACAAUACACAAGUCUUGAAAAGAAGACUUGUGUAUUGUCUUUCAAAGAAUAUCCCAGUUUUAAAAUGAAAUAUAUUAACAACAUUACUCAAACAAGCUGUUUAAAAAUAUUGGUUUGAGCAUUUCCAGGAACAAUCCAUAACAGAUGAUAUGGUGGACAGCUUUUAAAAUACUGGAUUUCUAUGAAUAAACAGUGCUGCCUUAUCUGCAGCCUGUGUGUAGCAGUGGUCAACUCAUCUCAAAUGAUAGUGUACAAGUAGAGGUAUUUUUUUAAAAAAAAAAAAAGGUAGGAAAAGCCAAGGGAUUUUGAAAAUUUGAGACAGGACCAUGGAAAGG